This is a messenger RNA of Eucalyptus grandis, 494 nucleotides long. Its product is annotated as cucurbitadienol 11-hydroxylase-like. Gene Ontology annotation, biological process: sterol metabolic process. The transcript is spliced from 2 exons. The record is from RefSeq and is a predicted model, not a curated record. Lineage: Eukaryota; Viridiplantae; Streptophyta; Magnoliopsida; Myrtales; Myrtaceae. The coding region runs from base 24 to 494 and encodes 156 amino acids. Gene Ontology annotation, molecular function: oxidoreductase activity, acting on paired donors, with incorporation or reduction of molecular oxygen; heme binding; monooxygenase activity.
UCUCUUGAGAAAAAGAACAAACGAUGUGGGUGAUUGGAACAUGCGUGUUGGCAUUGGCCAUCGCAUGGCUCGGUCACUGGGUUUACAGAUGGAGGAACCCUAAAUGCAAUGGCGUUCUUCCUCCCGGUUCUCUCGGGCUUCCUCUCAUUGGCGAGACCCUCCAGUUGAUGGUCCCUGGCGACUCUUUGGACCUCAUUCCUUUCCUCAAGGACAGAAUUCAAAGGUACGGGACAACAUUUCGAACAAGCGUGGCUGGUCGGACGAUAAUAGUAUCAGCCGAUCCGAAAUUUUGCCACUUCGUCCUUCAACAGCACGGCAAACUGUUCGAGUCAUGGGCCCUAGACACAUUUGCAAAGCUCUUUGCACAAGAAGGCAAGGCGAGCCUCAAUGUCACAGACGUUCACAAAUAUGUCCGAGGCACAGUCCUAAAGCACUUCGGCAUGGAGGCCCUGAAGGAGAGGCUGUUUCCUUUGAUGGAACGACAAGUGUCGUAA